AUGCUUCGCCACUACACCAGCAGCCACCACCAGCACCAGCAGCAGCACCGCCACCACCAGAGCAUCGCGGCCGCUGCCCCCGACACCAUGGCGGCGGCUUCCACCACGUUCUCGCUCUUCUUCCCGCUGCACAACAACAAGGCUGAGUUCGCGCACAUGGCGAUGGCGGCGGACGGGUUCGAUGACGAUAGCCACAGCUCCGUCACCACCUCCCCUUCGUCCGCGUCCUCCUCAUCCACGGGCUCCGUCGACUGCACGCUCUCGCUCGGCACGCCGUCCUCGCGCCGCGCCGCCGAGACCGCCAAGCAGCGGCCGGCAUGCCUGGCGUCGGCGUCGUGGGACGUCGCCGCCGCCGCUGAUCAGUCCUACUGCUGUUGCUGCUGCUGCCAGGGCGGCAGUAGGCCCUCUGCCGCCGCCGUGCCCUGCGCCGGGCACGGGCAGGACCCGAUGCUCGUGGACCGCCGCUGCGCCAACUGCGGCACCUCGUCCACGCCGCUGUGGAGGAACGGACCUCGCGGCCCCAAGUCCCUGUGCAACGCCUGUGGCAUCAGGUUCAAGAAGGAGGAGCGGCGUGCGGCGGCAACGGCGACAGCGGCGACGGCGGCGGCGGCCAUGGACCAGGGCGGGUGCGGCUACUUCGCGCAGCGGGCGCAGUACGGCGCUCCGGCGGCGGCGGCCGGGAGGGCGGCGCCAGUGCCCUACGGCGGCUGCGAUGGGCCGGCGUUCCCGUGCGACGUCACGGACGCCGAGGCUGUACCGCCGCAGUUCCUCGCGUGGCGGCUCGACGUCGUCGCGCAGGCGGCGCAGGCGCCGCGGUCUGGCCAGAGCGGACCACCUUGUUCCAGUACAACUAGCUACUACUCCGUAGUCUCAUGUGGAAAUGAAACUGACGAAGGCCUGCCUGUCUGUUUCGGUUAG
This is a messenger RNA of Miscanthus lutarioriparius, 918 nucleotides long. The record is from the annotation of a GenBank genome assembly. NCBI's taxonomy places the organism in Eukaryota, Viridiplantae, Streptophyta, Magnoliopsida, Poales, Poaceae.